GAUGACGGUGGCCGAUAGUGGUCUACUCUCGCUGUACUGCGCUGCGCGGCCUCAGAAGGAUGCGCCUGCGCAUUGUGCUGGUCUCCAUGGCAGGGCCUCGGAGCCAAGACGAGAAAAAAUGCUGCUGUGAAGACAUAAUUAUAGCUCUCACACAAAUGAAGCCACAACUAUCAUGAUUUAGUGCCCCCCCCAAAGGAAGAACUUCAGUGGACAAGAGAGGGCAUUUCUGGGAAUAGUAGAAUGCUUGAGGCCUGAAUUUAAACGUGAGCUACUACCUGAAGCUAUUAAAUAAUAGAAGAAAAUGGAAUUGAAUAUACCAGCAUGGAACAAUCUAAUGAUUCACUAAGAGUCAACCAUAAUGAUUCCGAAGAAUCAAAAACAGAUUCUCAGCAUCUAACCUGUAUGGACUCCAGGGAUCCUUCCUUUGGACAGAAUGGUUCUCCUAGAGUUUUACCCAUCACCUCUCAUGAAGCAGAUAAUUCACUCACAUCACAGAAUAUACCUGGGGCCCUGACUCAAACACAGACUCUUUCUGCAGAACAGUUCCACCUAGUGGACCAAAAUGAGCAACCUAUUCAGUAUGAAUUCCAGUCACUGGGGGAUUCUAAUGCACAAAUGAUGAUUGUUGCCAACCCAUCAGAAAACCGACAGGUGCUGCGUGUAAUUCCAUCUACCCAGACAGGAAUGGCACAAGUGAUUAUACCUCAGGGGCAGCUUGUGGAUGUGAAUAGUCCUCAGGAUGUCUCUGAAGAGAAACCCAGUGAUAGAAAUUUACCAACUGUAAGAGUGGAUGUUCUAGCGGAUAAUACCAGUAGUUAUACUCUUCAUCCACAAGCAUCUGUCACAUUGCCCAAAAAGACAGUGGCCAGAAUGCUUGAAGAACCCUUUCUGGCUCCUCUCCAGCCACUUUCUUCUAAUACACCUAUGUGGGCCUGCCAUCUUAGAAGCUGUGAGAAAAUUGGAGAUUCAUACCGUGGCUACUGUGUAAGUGAGACUGAAUUAGAAAGUGUCCUAACAUUUCAUAAGCAGCAAACACAGAGUGUUUGGGGUACCCGCCAAUCUCCAAGCCCAGCCAAGCCAGCUACACGCUUGAUGUGGAAAUCUCAGUAUGUCCCAUAUGAUGGAAUCCCAUUUGUCAAUGCAGGGAGUAGAGCCGUGGUAAUGGAGUGUCAGUAUGGGCCAAGGAGAAAAGGUUUCCAGUUAAAAAAAAUCAGUGAGCAGGACGGCAGGUCUUGUCAGCUCUACAAAGCCACUUGUCCAGCCCGGAUUUACAUUAAAAAGGUACAGAAGUUUCCUGAAUAUAGAGUUCCUACAGACCCCAAAAUUGACAAGAAAAUAAUCAGAAUGGAGCAGGAAAAAGCCUUUAACAUGCUAAAGAAGAAUUUGGUAGAUGCUGGCGGUGUUCUUAGGUGGUAUGUACAGUUACCUACAAAGCAAGCUCAUCAGUAUCACGAAUUAGAGGCUUCCUGCCUCCCUUUGCCACCUUCCCCAUUUCCUGUGUCUUCUCUUGAAGAAGAGGAAACUGCAAUUAGGGAUGAGAAUUGUGCAUUACCCUCACGUCUACAUCCUCAAGUAGCACAUAAGAUUCAAGAAUUAGUGUCACAGGGAAUAGAACAAGUAUAUGCAGUAAGGAAACAGCUAAGAAAAUUUGUAGAAAGAGAACUAUUUAAACCUGAUGAGGUACCUGAGAGACAUAAUUUGUCCUUUUUUCCAACUGUAAAUGAUAUUAAAAAUCACAUCCAUGAGGUACAGAAAUCCUUGAGAAAUGGAGAUAAUGUGUAUAACUCAGAGAUCAUUCCAGCAACGCUUCAGUGGACUACAGAUAAUGGGCAUAUUCUCAGAGAGACUGUGACAGUUACCUUUGCAGAAGGAAAUUCACCAGGGGAAUCAAUUAACACUAAAGUGGAAACAAAUCAGACAAGGCGUUCUUUGUCUCCAGAGCCAGCCCACUUGCUUUCUUCGCUUUCCUCAUUUCAGCCAAAAAUAUUUACACAACUACAGGGUUUGCAGUUGCAACCAAGAUUCACUUCUCCUGAUGGAUCACCGGCUCUGAUAUCAGUAAAUAACCACCCUUCCUCCAGUCCUUCAAGACUUCUGGAUUCAUUAGAAAGUACUGUAAUGAAUAAUAAUUCUCUACUGCUUGGUCAAAGUCAUAGUCUUCAAACAGAUACAUGCCUAACCCCAAACAAUAGCAUUAUUGCCUCUACCAUGGGUAGCCUUCCAGGACCAGAUCAAAAUCUGGCCGCAAUGGACCAGCUGGUGGAAGUUGGAGAUGUUGAGGAUACAGAGAAUAUGGAAGGAAGCGUUCAUCGGAUUCUGCUGGGAAAUGUGCAGACCAUCCCAAUACAGAUUAUAGAUAGCCACCCAACUAUUAGUAGAAACUGGAACUAUCAAUAUUUUCAUGUAAGUAUUUCAAUGAGUAGCUCUUUAAAAAUAGUUUCUAAAUUUUUAAAAAUUCAUUUAUCCUCUAAAUGCAUGUUCAGUCACAAUAUAUCAGUAUUGUAUUUUAAAGGUGCUUAGCAUCGCUUUUUUAAAAGUAUGUUUACAUAUUUUAAAUAUUCAGUUAUUUUUUAAAUGCACAGGGUAUUAAAUACAAGUGCAUAAAAUUUUCAGUAUCUAUAUUUGGCAUUCUCCUAACAGCUCUACAGCAAACUUUGACAUGUGCUCUUUUGUGUCAUGUAUUACAAGGUGUAAUGUCUGUAGUAGUGAGUUGGUUGGACAUUCAAAAUAAGCAGUUAGAAAUUCAUAAUUACAGCUGAGCUUUUUUCAUCACUGUGGUUUUCAUGUGCCAGAGCCUCUCAGUGAACUUUAUAGAUAAACACCACCCUGGUGGGCUUUUCCCUCAAUAUUAAUUUUCUCCAUAAGCAGUUAACAUGCUUAAAAGAAAAAGCUUUUAUACAAAUACCUUGUCUUAUCCAAGGUAAAUGUUUUCUAAAAGUCAUAAAAAUGAUAGAAAACAGAUUUUGGAAGCUGGUCCUACAUUAGAGUUUCUGAUUUUGAGGCCCACCAGCUUGUGUUUUGUUGUUACAUCCUGUCAAAAAUACAUACUUAAUCAUGUGAGUAUGUGAAAGAUGUCAUUUAAUUUGUACCAGGUUUUUUAAAAAGUUUUAAAAUGUGUGUAUAUAUAUUGUAACUUAAUGUAUAGUGUCCUUGUUAUAAUGUAAUUUUUUUCAUUAAAAAUCCUAUGUUAUUUUUUCCUUAAACUUGUUAGUUUUCUUUUUAUACCUUUUCUGGGGAUAGUGGUAGUUUUGUUCACCUUAGAGAUGUUGAAUAAACACUUUAAUUACCUGAGAAAUUUGGCUAGAAAUUUGAGUUCAAUUUGGAACCUGAAAGUUUUUCAGCAUAACUACCAGUAACUCCUGUUAUCAUUACAUUUAGGGACAUAUAUGCAUUUAGUACUCUGAGCUCAGCCAACCAUCAACAUUUUAAAACAAUGCAUGUAAUAAGGUAUUAGUAAUUCUUUUCUCACAUCUUGGCCUUGUGACAUCUUUAAGUACAGCUUUAUAUUUUUUGGCAUAAUGAAAGAAGCGUGUGAUUUUAAAAGGAGGGAUCACCCGUGUUUUUCCUCUUGGCUUUUUUUUUUUUUUCUUUAUUCCACCCUGCCUGUUUUAUAGGACCAUAGAAAAUCUUACUGUCUCCAGAAGGGGUAGUGUAUUAACUAUUCCCCAUCAGUUGAUUUAGCUUUAGACGUUUUAAAUGGUAUAUUGCUUUGAUAUCUAAGUAUCUAUAAUUCUACUUAAUUAACUUAGUUGUAAUGGCAAAGCUUUAGUGUACUUUUGCCACAUACAUAUUAACUAUGAAAACUAUUGUUAAAUAAUACAAAUAUUCACUGAUGACUGAAUUCUUAAAACUUCAGGAAUAAAAUCAGAAUCUUAAAAAAACUCACUAAUGGAUUCUAAAUUUGAUUCAUGAGAAAAAUAAAUAAAUUGUAUGGUUAAUAUUGAAAACCUUUGAAAAUGUGAUAUGGGUAUAAUCAUGCAGGGGAAAUGUUGUUUAAGGGUAAAACUUGCAAAUGGGAAAUAAGUCCUGGAAUUCUAAUGUACAGCAUAGUUGUUAUAGUCAAUAAUACUGCAUUAUAAAAUUCAAAGUUGCUCAGAGACUACAUCUGAAAGGAAAGAAUGGGGGGGUAAUAAAAAAAGGGAAAGAGUAAUUGUGUGGCAUGAUAGUGGUUAUUAGCUAACUUUAUGGUGGUAAUCAUAUUACAAAAUAUAAAUUACCAAAUCAACACAUUGCAUACCUUAAACUUAAUGUUAUGUGUCAAUCAACCUCAAUUGAAAAAAAAGAAUUCUAAAACCAGAGGAUUAAGUGGGAGUCUCAGAUAUUAGCAGUUUUUAAAAAUAUUUUUAUUGAGGUAUAAUUGACAUAAAAUAAAUUGCACAUAAAGUGCACAAUUUAAUAAGUUUUGAUAUGUGUAUACAUCUACGAAACUAUCACCACAAUCAAAAAAAUGAACAUAUCCAUCACCUAGAUCCUAGUGCCUCUUUGUACUCCAUCCCCUCUUCUUCCUGCCUCCCACCCCUAUCUCACCAUCCCCAAACAACUACUGAUUUGCUUUCUGUCACUAGAGAUCAAUUUUUGUCUACAGUUUUAUAAAAAUGUAUGAACAUUUUUUAUCUGACUAUUGUCACUCAGCAUAUUCAAGAUUCACCUAUAUCAGAAUAUAUGAAUAGUCCAUUCCUUUUUACUGCUGAGUAGUAUUCCAUUGUAUGGAUAUACCAUAAUUUGUUUAUCCAUUCACCUGUUGAUGGACAGCUGGGUUGUUUACAGUUCUAGGCUAUUACAAAUAAAGCUGCUAUGAACAUUUGUAUAAAGCUCUUUGUAUGAAUAUAUGCUUUCAUUUCUCUUAAGUAAAUAGGAGUGGAAUGGCUGGGUCAUUUGGUAGGUAUAUAUUUAACAUUUUAGGAAACUCUCAAGUGAUUUUUCUGAAGUGGUUAUACCACCUUACAUUCCUGUCAGCAAUGUAUGAGAGUUCUAGCCACCAGUUGGUAUGGACAGGCUUUUACAUUGUAGGCAUUGUAAUAGGUGUGUAGUAGUAUCUCAUUGUGGUUUUAAUUUCCAUUUCUAUAAUGACCUAUACUGUUGAACAUCUUUUCAUGUGUUAUGUGCCAUCUGUAUAUCUUAUUUACUGGAGUGUAUGUUUGAAUCUUUACCUCAUUUUUAAAUGGAAUUGUUUUCUUAUUAUAGAGGUUUAGAAA
Messenger RNA from Ailuropoda melanoleuca (giant panda), 5195 nucleotides. RefSeq names its product calcium responsive transcription factor (gene CARF). Gene Ontology annotation, molecular function: DNA-binding transcription factor activity, RNA polymerase II-specific; RNA polymerase II cis-regulatory region sequence-specific DNA binding. Bases 322 to 2520 code for a protein of 732 amino acids. Gene Ontology annotation, cellular component: nucleus. The record is from RefSeq and is a predicted model, not a curated record. The transcript has 16 exons. NCBI's taxonomy places the organism in Eukaryota, Metazoa, Chordata, Mammalia, Carnivora, Ursidae. Gene Ontology annotation, biological process: regulation of transcription by RNA polymerase II.